This is a messenger RNA of Puccinia triticina, 375 nucleotides long. RefSeq lists its product as uncharacterized. The record is from RefSeq and is a predicted model, not a curated record. The coding region runs from base 1 to 375 and encodes 124 amino acids. Lineage: Eukaryota; Fungi; Basidiomycota; Pucciniomycetes; Pucciniales; Pucciniaceae. The transcript is spliced from 2 exons.
AUGAGUCUGCCUAUGCUGCCCUUGUCGCCCGACUCUAAACGGCUCUCCGUCGUCAGCGAGGAGACCGAGAAACUCAACCUCAUGGGCCUCCGGUACGCCUCCCCAGAGCCGUCUGAACUUGUCGAGGACGGUGAGGAGGGCGAGGACGACCAGGCGACGCAGGAAGAACACCAGGAACCCGGACGGGCUCAAGAGCCUUGUGACGGACAGUCGGACUCUGAUGGCAAAGAAGAGCUUCCGGACCUGGCCGACCAGGACGUGUCGGUCCCAAUGCCCCGCCAGACGGACGAAGGGGCCCGGCCCGCUGACCCCGUCGUCACCCCCCACCCCGUCGUCACCCCCCACCCGGUCUCCAUCGUCGAGCCCGUAAUAUAA